CGCUGGUGGCCCCGGGCAGCGCGGCAGCGGCAGCGGGUCCGGCGGUGCGGGGUCGCUGAGCGGCUCCCAGGCGGGCGCCAUCCGCUGCAUGCUGGCGAUGGGGCACUGGCAGGCGGUGCAGUCCUCCGUUGACGGGCUGCUGUCGCGCGGGUCCGGCGGACCCACGGGUCAGAAGCUGCUGGCCUCCCUGGGCGUGGCGGCCACCUGGCGCCUGGGCCGCUGGUCCAAGCUGCGCCAUUACCUGCGCUCCGCCGACCUGGCCGACUCGGAGCCCUGCGGCGGGGCCCCCGGGUCGGGCUCCUGCGGCGGCCUGAGUCCUGGCGACCAGUGGGAGCUGGACAUGGGGUACCUGCUGGAGGCCCUGCAGCGCGGCGACUGGCCCCGCGCGCGGCAGCUGCUGGAGGGCUACCGCGACGAGAGCAUGGCGGUGCUGCCGGCGCUGGCGCAGGAGAGCUACGUGCGCGCAUACCCGCACAUGGUGCGACUGCACAUGCUGCAGGAGAUGUCGGACGUGUUGACGCUGGUGGAGCCCGGGUCGCCCUGGGCGGGCCUCAGCGCGCUGGAGCGCUCCCGCCGGCUGCGCUGGUCGGAGCGCAUGGCGGCCGUACAGUCCUCGCUGCCCACCCAGGAGCCGCUGCUGGCGUUCCGGCGGCAGCUGUCCGCCAUCAUGGGCGACCGGGGCGCGGAGGCGGCUGCGUGGCUGGACACCGCCAAGCUGUGCAGGGCCAACGGCCACCUUGACGCCGCCACCAGUGCGGUGCUGGAGGCCACUGCUCGGGGCCUGGGGGCCGCCGCGGCGCUGGAGGCGGCCAAGCUGCUGCGAGCGCGCGAGGAGCACCACCGGGCGGUGGCGGAGCUGCAGACCGCAAUCACAAACCUCACCAACGCCAGUCUGACCUCCGCUGCCGCCGCUGCCGAGUCAAAGCGCCUGCUGGCCCGUCUGAAGCUCUGCCUGGCGCGCUGGUCCGCGGGGCAGGGCGGCUGCGCGCCCUCGGAGCUGCGGCGGCUGUUCGAGGAGGCGCUGGACGCGGACCGGGCCUGGGACAAGCCGCACUUCCACUACGCGCGCUACCUGGACCAGCUGUACCAGGACGCGCGGCGGCGCCAGACCAGCGGCGGCAGCCGGCAGCAGGGCGGCGCGGGGGGGCAGCAGCCCAGCGCGGGGCAGCAGGGCAGGGGCGGCGGAGACAGGUUCGGCGGUCGCGCCAAGGUGAGCACGGGCGAGGAGCGGCAGUACUUUGAGUACCUGCCCGACGUGAUCCGCCACUACGGGGAGGCCAUCACCAAGGGGCAGCGACACGUCAUGCAGGCCCUGCCGCGGCUGCUCACCCUCUACUGUGAGCACGGAAGCGACCAGAUAGCUCGCGGCCUGGCCCCGGGGUCGUACGGCGGCAGCAGCCGGGGUGCGGCCCCCGCGCCCCCGCGCACGGGUCGCGAGGCCCGCGCCGCCACGGAGGUCCACAACACCAUGAAGCAGCUGGCGGGCUCCUCGGUGGCGCCACCCAAGUGGCUGCUGGCGCUGCCGCAGCUCAUUUCGCGCAUCGCACACACGCACGCGGAGGUGGGCGAGGUGAUCCGGCUGGCGCUGGGCCGCCUGGCUGAGGCCUUCCCGCAGCAGGUGCUGUGGUCGGCGGCGGCGGUGUGCCGCAGCGCGGUGCCGCGGCGCCGGGAGCUGGCCAACGAGGUCUUCCGGGCGGUGGCCGCACAGGCCAAGCGUGCAGGCAACCACAGCCUCCUGACCCUGUUGGAGCAGUUCAGCAGCCUGGCGGACCAGCUCAUCAAGCUCUGCCACUGGCAGCCGCCGCCCAAGCGCCACAUCAGCGUGGUGUCGGCGCACCGCGAGUUCGAGCAGCUGGUGCGCAUGCUGCCCUGCGAGGUGAUGGUCCCCACCCAGGAGCAGUUCCGCUCCCCGCUGCCCCCCGCGGCGCUGGGAGGCGGCCGGGCGCUGCAGGACGCGCCCGCGGGUCUGCCUGCCUGCCCCUCGGGGGCGGGGCUGGUGCGGAUCGAGGGCAUCCGGGAUGAGAUGCCCGUCAUGCAGAGCCUGCAGAAGCCCAAGAAGCUGACCUUCCUGGGCAGCGACGGCGCGGAGUACUCCUUCCUUGCCAAGCCCAAGGACGACCUGCGAAAGGACUACAGGCUGAUGGACUUCGCGGGGCUGCUCAACGCGCUGUUCCUGGGGCACGACGCGUCGCGGCGCCGCGGUCUGCGGUUGCGCACGUACGCGGUGGUGGUGCUAACGGAGGACUGCGGCAUCCUGCAGUGGGUGAACGGACUGGUGCCGUUCAAGGCGGCGGUGGAGGACACCUACGCGGCGGAGCGGAUCAUCACUCGCAAGGAGCUGGUGCCCUGGGUCAAGAAGCUGUGGGAGGGGUGGCAGGAGCCGCAGAAGGCCAAGCUGCUGUCCAAGGCUCUGGAGCGGCUCCCCCCGCGCAUGCACCGCUGGCAGCUCACCAAGUUCCCCGAGCCCGCCACCUGGCUCAGCGCCCGAACCAGCUUCACACGCACCAAUGCGGUGUGGUGCAUGGUGGGCCACAUGCUGGGGCUGGGCGACCGGCACGGCGAGAACCUGCUGCUGGACACCACCUGCGGCGACACGGUGCAUGUGGACUUCGGCUGCCUCUUCGACAAGGGCCUUACCCUGGAGGUGCCUGAGAUGGUCCCCUUCCGCCUGACACAAAACGUGAUCGAUGGGUUCGGCAUCAGCGGUGUGGAGGGUGUCUACCGGCGCUGCGCAGAGACGACCCUCCAGGUGCUGCGGCAGCACCGUGAGACGCUGAUGACGUGCGCCGAGACGUUUCUGCACGACCCGCUGGUGGAGUGGGCGCGAACGUCACGAGGAGGCGUUGUAGUGCAGGAUGGAGGCAGCGAGGCGGAGAAUCCCGCCGCCAAGGACGCGCUGGCCACCAUUGAGGGGCGGCUGAGCGGCACGCUGCUGGGGGUUCAGAGUGUGCCGACACUGCAGCUGAGCUGUGAGGGCCAGGCGGCAAGGCUGAUUACGGAGGCUACCGACAAGGAAAACCUCGGCCGGAUGUAUGUGUGGUGGAUGGCUUGGUACUAGGUGCUCUGUGUGAAGAGAACAUUGCUAUCUGCGAGGUAGGUAACCCAUGUUAGUGGGUUACAAAUGAAGACCGUUUCCUUCGCAUGUUGUGAGAAAGCACGGCAACCCCAGGGGGUGCAGGAGCCGCAGCACGUUCCAUGCAUAGACCACAUCGCGCUGGGCAGGAUGCGCUUCUUGGGGUCUGAUGGUGCACCACCAUAGCCCCAUGGAACAUAAUGGAGUCGAAACCACUCGCCAAAAGUGAGACAGUCAACGUUUUGUCAACGUUGUUGUCUUGUCCGCUAUGGAGGAGGGUCGGAGGUUUUUGCGGGCUCGUGUGCGUGAGUCUGGUCCUGCAGGUGUUGUGCCAUGGCUCGGUGACCAGGCUUCCCUCUCUGCUGUUUCCUGGCUUGGGUCAGAGGUUUUGUUUGUUUGGGUGUUCCCUGUCGGGGGUGGGCUGCGGUCCCAUCCAUUCUUGUGUGUUUUUAUGGUGGGAGGCUUUAUGUGUUCAGUUGGAGUGUUCUGGUCGGCGUCGGUUUGAGUCCGCGAGGUAGGGUUUCUCUGUUGGGGGUUUUUAGGGCGGUGCGUUGUUGUUUUCGUACCGGUAUCUGGUUUUGUGGAGGUUUGGGGGCUAUGUGUGUUGGCGCUUUGCCUUUGUGAAUGCUUGCUGGGGUAUGCUGAAGGGUUUCACGGCUUGUACAUCUGUGCUGCCUCUCUUGAGGUUCCUUUUGG
This is a messenger RNA of Astrephomene gubernaculifera, 3769 nucleotides long. Lineage: Eukaryota; Viridiplantae; Chlorophyta; Chlorophyceae; Chlamydomonadales; Astrephomenaceae. The record is from the annotation of a GenBank genome assembly.